This is a messenger RNA of Rhopalosiphum maidis (corn leaf aphid), 2076 nucleotides long. RefSeq lists its product as uncharacterized. Gene Ontology annotation, molecular function: ligand-gated monoatomic ion channel activity. Gene Ontology annotation, cellular component: membrane. Bases 375 to 1547 code for a protein of 390 amino acids. Lineage: Eukaryota; Metazoa; Arthropoda; Insecta; Hemiptera; Aphididae. The transcript is spliced from 7 exons. The record is from RefSeq and is a predicted model, not a curated record.
UAUAUAUAUAUAUAUUUAUAUUUAUACAUAAACGUGAUAAUUAUACAUACACAUAGCAUUCCUCCUCUCCGCGCGUCACAUACGUCGAGCAAUUAUACACGCGUGUGUUUGCGAAUUUUAAAUUGUAAAACGAGGUGUUUACCAUUUUUUUUUUCUUCCGUCGAGACCGAUAAAUCGAUGUCAAGCAAAUAACGACAGGUAAUAUAACGUGUGUGUGUGUGUACAGCGCGUUAUAUUUACUUACAGAUAUACUACCUAUUCGUCUUCGUUCGUCAUAUACGACCGCGGCGGUUGUGCGAUGAUCAUAUUAUUGCCAUUAUUAUUAUGACAACUGCAGUAAUUAUGUACGUGGAGACUUCAUUAAAGGCAGAUUAAUGUUGAAAGAAAACACUGGUGACGUCCUCUUAGUACCGAUCGUUGUCACCACUACUGAUGUACAGGAUUUCGAUUUUUCAAUUCCGAUUUUUAAAACAUGGUACGAAUUGUACGCAAAGUACACUGUCAAUCGGGCUACUUCACUGUCGUAUUUGGUGACUUGGAGUCCGGAAGUUUGGGCAGCGUUUUUGUUGACGAUGUUCGUGAUCGUCGUGUGCAUGUGGUUGGUCGCGAAAAUCAGACAUUUUAUUCCGCCGGUGGAUGACGUACCUGUGGUACAACCGCAGAGGUGGCAGCGACCGGCUACCGAUUCUCCUAACCUAAUAUCCUAUUUCUUCAUCGUAUGGGGGUCGAUUUGCAGUCAAGGACUUCACACCGUCAACACCAACGCCUGUUCCGUGCGCGUUGUAUCCUGGGUCACGUUACUGUUCGGGCUGUGCAUCAGCACGUCGUACUCAGCCGUGCUGUUUUCCCGGUUGGCUGUUGACAAAUCUGACCUGGCCAUCCCGUCGUUGGAAUCGCUGUCCAGGCUGCGAACACACGUGGUGUGCGUGCGGCGCAACAGCUUUGGAUACUUGCUGUUUAAAGCGAACGAGACGGAUACGUUUUUAAUGGAACGGUGGCUGGGAGUGGUGAACGUUCCACCGUGCCCCCAGUACGAGUACGGCGAUAUCGAGGUGAUGGCCAAAUCGGUGUGCAGUGAUCAAGCUCUGUUGGUUUUGGAAACACCAAUGGUGAUGGCCAGGGCUAUGAGCCACCAUGAUGGGUGUCGAGUGAUGUCAGUGGCCGGUCGUCAUGCGGUAGCUUACGCGUCAGUGCUGACGGUCAAGGGAUCGCCAUACACACCCAUGAUUAAUGAGAUAAUGGUGUCGCUGCUCACCAACGGCGUGGUGGACUACUUGCAAAAGAAAUGGCUGUCUAGGCAGUUUCGUGACUGGACGUUCACUGAAGCCGACAGCAUCGGAGUGACCAUCGGACACGUACGUGGACUGCUGAUCGUCCUCGGCUUAUCUGUCGUUGUCGCCACUGCCGUCAUGCUCAUCGAACUGGCCAUCGCUGGAUCUAAGCGAUCAGUGAAUACAAUCCCAUUUCGUAAGGUUCAUCGCAACAGCCAAGACAGCUUUCAUGUAACUGCUAAUGGUAUCCGUUGGCGCAAAUAUCGUGAGCGCUAAGUGUGCUAUUUAUAUUAUAGCUCCCUGAAUUCUAUAAACCCAAUUCAAGUUAAUAAACGUAAUUGGUGGACAACUCGAGCUUCAUUACACGGCAACCAAACAUACAGGUUGCAAAGAUGAGUAUAGGUGUGAGGGAGAGAUUGACUCCCGCCGAGUAGCGACACGAGACCACUUAAUGUUAUACUUUUAAAAAUAAUUCGUACCUAAAUAUCUUCAGUCUAUGUCGACAAAUAUUUAUAAAACAUAGUCAUUGUUAUUACAUAUAAAAUAAUAUACAAAUCAUAAGCAAACCAUAUCUAGAACUAUUUUAAAGAUCUGGCCAAGAACACUUUUAAAAAAAAAAAGUUACUUUUAAUUAAAUUCAAAAUCGAAGUUUUGGCCAUGGCAGUUUUUCCGUAAAUAUAGGUUACGUAUACAGUAAAUGCAAAACUUUAACAGUGAACACUCAUCACUAUUUUAAAAGUACCAACUUUUUUUAACACUUUUUCUAGACAAACAAUUUUAAUGUAUUAUAAAAUAUUUCCCUUAA